This is a messenger RNA of Toxoplasma gondii ME49, 1695 nucleotides long. RefSeq lists its product as hypothetical. The record is from RefSeq and is a predicted model, not a curated record. Lineage: Eukaryota; Apicomplexa; Conoidasida; Eucoccidiorida; Sarcocystidae. Bases 481 to 1695 code for a protein of 404 amino acids. The transcript is spliced from 11 exons. Gene Ontology annotation, cellular component: TRAPPIII protein complex.
CGUUCUCGUCGAACAAAGUGUGUAAGUUGUGGACGUUUCACUCCGCUCAGUGAGCAACGGAGAGCGUACGCAGAAAUGGAUGGAGAGUCCAAGAAGCAUCGGUAAUGAUGUCUUGAUAAAACUGGGAACAACGAAGAUCGACCCCCAGUUUCCGUGUUCUGUGGAUUUGUGAGAGUGUCCUCCGCAACCAAUCACAGAAUAUUGUAAAGGACCAUGUAUAUCUUACAAGAAGCGUGAAUAAAACCAAGCCAUGUGGCUUUUCUGAAUCCGCCACCGUAUGCGGAGAGCUAUGGACACCUGGACACACCCGGACUGGAUGGAACUUUACCUCAUGUGUAACGCUUCUGAUAAAGGGCGUGCCUGCUCCAACUAUGCUCUCCCGUGGGUAAUGUAGAUUUUUAGGAACUUCUCUGGACAUACCAUCUCAUUUGUUUCGUUUCAAGGGGCACUUAUGCCGUCGUCUUCCAGCCGCUGAACCAAAUGGCGUCGGACAGUCGUGACGUUCUAACUCUGAAAGUCAUGAGGCUGUCGCAGCCUUCCAUCUACGCCGAGCCAUGGCCACUGCUCAGGAUUGAUGAGGUGACAUCUGAAGAUCAAUCGGUAAAGAAGAAACUGGAACGAGAGAGGGUGUGCGUUGAGCGAGCCCUCGAAAGCACGCACGCGCUGCUGUUGCCUGCAUCGCAGGGGAGAAUUUUUAGCGGCGAGACCUUCAGCGCAUACAUCAACAUUUCCAACUCGUCGAACGCCCAGGCUGUGAACGUGAUCAUCCAGGUAGAACUCUCGAUAGGGCAGAAACGUGACCUACUCUUCGACAAUUCACAAGAUCCCAUUCGAAGCCUGACCCCGGGAAACUCUUUUGACUGCACUAUCGUGCAUGAGCUUACAGAGUCCGGGACGUACACGCUUGUUUGCGCAGUUUCACAUUACCUGUCGGCGGUGGGAGAGCAAAAGUCUUUUAAAAAGUCCUUCAAGUUUGCGGCCCACCCUCCGUUCGGCGUUGGGCACAGAGUUGUCCUCCUUCAGGGUCGUGCUUUCGUCGAGUGCUCCGUGGAAAACGUAUCUCAGGAGGCCGUCUACUUAAGUGACGCGUCGAUCUUCUGUGUUGAAGACAUCGAAGGUGUUCGGCUGGAUAGUGGACCUCCGUCUGACGGCAGGAACCACAACGGGCUACACUACUUCAAGCCUCAUGACCGGUACAACUUGGUCUUCUCGCUGACGCCUACAGCUACAAAGCUGGGUGAGGAUCCCAGUUUUAUCCGGCGGCUUCCCGUUUUAGGGCAGCUGGCGUUGGAGUGGCGCACGUCAACAGGAGGAGCCGGAUGCAUGCACGAAUACACUCUUACAAACUCGUUGGCGGAGAGUUCCAAACCACUGAGUCUUCGUGUUGUCUCUUGUCCGGCUUCUGUUCAAGUUGAGAGGCCUUUCCAAGUGGAGAUCGAGGUUUCUGCACACGUCGAACAAGUUUUCUGCCCAGUCCUCAUUUUGAGACCGUCCGACCUCGAACCGUUUGUCAUUCAAGGGUCUACCACCAGGCCGCUGGGUAUCAUCGACAUGUUCACUCCGCGACGGUACAUACUGGAAGCGGUGUGUUUGAGCCCGGGUUUUCACUCAGUGAAAGGCAUCAUGGUAUACGAUCCUGACACACAGCAGACUGCGGAUGCAGCGGACACGCUCUGCCAGGUUCUCGCGUUUUAA